AUGUUUCCUACAGAAACCGAGAUGCAAAGGGUUUGCGACGAGCUGAAACAUAACCGGGACUGGGAAACAGUUACUAAACAAUGGAUACACACUAUGCCAUUCAGGAGGGAUAUAAUUUCCCAAAGCUCUGACAUUGACCUCCAGACAGUCCUUCAGGAGUGGCCGCUUUACAAAUAUUCACGAGCGCCAGAACUGAUUGCCAUGGAUUACAAUUUUAUAAAACCGAAUAAUGGGUUCGACUUCACCAAAUGGGAACAAUUUUUGAAAAUAGCCCUAGAAUUGUUCACAGCGAGGAUCAAGUGCAGCGCUCUUAAAUCAUUCCUCAAUGAAUUCAGGGAGAAUAUUGACGACCUUGACAUAGAUAACGUCAAUAUUGGCUAUGCAACUCUGUUACAUGGAGUGUUGCCUCCAUCAUCGCAGCAAUUCCAUGGUAAAUUGAAAAAAUUCACAAUUGAAGAUACAAGAUCGUCUUUCACUCUGGAAGUGGAAUGUGCAAACCAGAUCGAACCUAUGCUAAAAAUAAAAAGGGAGGAAUGUUUAAAGUCGAAAACAAAACUGCAGCCCUUAAUAAUUGUUGUUGGUGAGAGAUUUCAUUAUAAUAAUUUUUACGUAUCCUUGGACAUCCAAGUUCUACGUAUACAGUACUGGACAAAAUAA
Episyrphus balteatus (marmalade hoverfly) is the source of this 657-nucleotide messenger RNA. RefSeq lists its product as uncharacterized. The record is from RefSeq and is a predicted model, not a curated record. NCBI's taxonomy places the organism in Eukaryota, Metazoa, Arthropoda, Insecta, Diptera, Syrphidae. The transcript has 4 exons. Bases 1 to 657 code for a protein of 218 amino acids.